GAGAAGACGUCGUGGCCGGAGGUGGUGGGGCUAUGCGCGGAGGAGGCCAAGAAGAUCAUCCUCAAGGACAAGCCCGAUGCCAACAUCGUCGUUCUCCCCGCCGGCUCGAUGGUCACCAUGGACUACGAUCCCCUGCGCGUCCGCAUCUUCGUCGAUACCGUCGCCAAGGCCCCCCACACCGGCUAGCUAAGCUUGGUACCUACACGGUUACACAAAAGUGACUAUUAAUGUCAAGGGACAUGGAAGAAUAAUUUCAUAUACCCCCCAUAUCCAUGCAUGGAUGUCACGGGCAUAUGUGUGCUAGCUCCUUAAUUUGCAUUGUCACUUUAGUUU
Messenger RNA from Triticum urartu, 333 nucleotides. Its product is annotated as subtilisin-chymotrypsin inhibitor-2B. Lineage: Eukaryota; Viridiplantae; Streptophyta; Magnoliopsida; Poales; Poaceae. Gene Ontology annotation, molecular function: serine-type endopeptidase inhibitor activity. Gene Ontology annotation, biological process: response to wounding. The record is from RefSeq and is a predicted model, not a curated record.